Adineta ricciae is the source of this 1119-nucleotide messenger RNA. Lineage: Eukaryota; Metazoa; Rotifera; Eurotatoria; Adinetida; Adinetidae. The record is from the annotation of a GenBank genome assembly.
AUGGAUAGUCCAAUUUUUGUUCAAUGGCAACAGUGGGAAAAUCGAAUUCAAGAAUGGCUCAGCCAGUCAACUGAGGAUACAUUGGAUCUCGCGAAUACUACAUCUUUCGAACGAAUGAUUUUGAGUAUUUUAUCUGUUAAGUAUAAAAUUGUAUAUCAAAAUCUAAACCAAGAAAGCAGUUCCACCGUAACAAAGAAGCACAGUGAGCGACUAUUCAGUGUUCGACUUUCAAGGAACAAACUCUUCGAUUUGGAGAGGAGAAAAGAACGUGACCGAGACAAACUAAUUCUAUUCGUCCAGUUGACCAGUCGUUAUUUGACUUCAGAACAAAUGAACAGUGAGACAUCACCGGAAUGGCAAGAAUUAAAUGAACUUUGCGACUGGCAUGGAAGUGUUUUCUUACAACGUUUUAGGAAUUGUCUACUUCAAUUCUUACGCGAGUUAAUAUUCGCAAAUUCAGCUUACCAAGAAUUCAUUAGUCAACCUGUCAAAGUUCCGGUUGUACCUGAAGUCAUCAAUCAAAUCUAUGAAGUACGCAACGAUGGAAAAGUUUUUCUAAGUGUUGAUAUGAAAUCUGCAAACUUCUCCAUGCUUCAAUAUAUACACACUAUCGAUGCUCAGAUGUACCCAACUUGGGCAGAUUUUCUCUCAGUAUUCGUUGGAGCCCGACCCAUAAUCACAAACAGCAGAAAAUUACGAAUGGAUUGUUUCGGUGAUCUGCCUGAGCGUCACAAACUACACGCAUUGUAUUUAUAUUACACGACGAAUAUUUAUCAAACGACUCUUCGUCGUUGUCUAGCUGAAAAAAACGUCGACGCGGAGUGUGCAGCUUUGACUGGAGAUGAAGUGGUAUUUCAUUUAGAUGACUCCAUCGAUACGGACAGAAUAUGUGACUUGGUGCAAUAUGUACAAUCGUCUCUCGAUAAAGAAAGUCCGUUGGUUAGAUUCGUUGUACAAGCAUAUCGCAUCCGUGCGUUCAAUUGGCAGCAAGAGCAUUUAUGCUUUGCACGAUUAUUUAUUGGUGACAAUGACAAUAAGUUUGAUUUGAAAUGCGUUCCGCACAGAGACAGAAACUAUGAUCAAGCAUGUCAUGAUUUUCUUGAGACGCAUAUAUUAUGA